GUUCAGAAGACUUCCUGUUACAUUGGUUUGACUAUCACAUAUAAGUAUUGUGCACUGUCACACGGGAAAAUCUCAGUCGGACUGAAGAUUAUAGACCUACUGUCCACUCUAUCUCGGAAACUGCAUCAGUGAACGUCUAUCUCUUUUGGAUAUCGAAAGGUGGUGAAGUGUCCCUGGAAUGACACAGCCAGUAAAGAAGGGAAACUGGAGGGAAGUUAAGACACUUGGAUCCGGUGGUUUUGGGACGGUGGUGCUAUGGGAAAAUGAUGAGAAUGGGGAACAAAUCGCCUUGAAGCGAUGCCGGGUGCAGAACGAAAUGUCGCCCAAACAUCGGCAGCGAUGGAAGAUGGAGGUAGACAUCAUGAAGCGACUGUGUCACGAUAACGUGAUUGCUGCCCGGGAGGUCCCUCCACGACUUGAUGUCACUGGCGAUGAGGUCCCCCUGCUGGCCAUGGAAUACUGUGCUGGGGGAGACCUGAGACGGGUGCUGAACAAACCUGAAAACUGUUGUGGGAUGCGAGAGUACGACAUUCGCUGCUUGGUGCGGGACAUUGCGCUGGCUGUGGAGUAUCUCCAUGACAACCGGAUCAUCCACCGUGACCUGAAGCCUGAGAAUAUUGUACUGCAGCAAGUGGAGGAAAGGACUGUGUACAAGCUCAUAGACCUGGGCUACGCCAAGGAGCUGGACCAGGGAAGUGUGUGCACCUCAUUCGUUGGAACUCUGCAGUACCUCGCCCCCGAGCUGUUUGCGUCCCAGAGAUACACAUGCACCGUGGACUACUGGUCAUUUGGGACAGUUGUGUUUGAGUGUAUUGUGGGAUUCCGGCCUUUCCUGCCCACCGUGCCUCCAGUCAGAUGGCACAAGGAGGUGUGCCAGAAGUCCCCAGAAGACAUCUGUGCAGAGAUGACUAACACAGGAGAGGUGAAGUUCCACAAGAGGCUUCCGGCUCCCAACCACCUUUCCAGGACAAUGCGGGGCUACUUUGAGCAGUGGCUUAGGAAGAUGUUGCGUUGGGACGCGAAGGCCAGGGGAGGGGGCCUCACGCCGGACAAGAGGCCCAAGUGUUUCAACAUGCUGCAGCAUGCGCUGGACUUGAAGAUUGUGCACAUCCUGUACGUGGAGGCGAACCAGUUGAUCACGUACCCUGUGCCGGAGGAGCACACGAUGCAGAACCUGCAGCUGAUCAUCGAGCAGGAGACAAAGAUCCCGGUGGCGGAGCAGGACAUCCUCCUAGCAAGCGGCAUUCCUCCGGACCCCAGCGCCCCGGCCUAUCAGUGCUGGACAGAGCCGAAUGACGAGGAAUGGAUUGUAUUUCUGUUCCGGAAAGGAAACUCCUCGCCCGGCCCCCGGAAGCAGAAGCAACUGCCUAGGAUGGUUCAACUGAUUGUGAAGGAACCCAGCACACUCCUCCCGGCACAUGAACAGAGAAGGGCCUGGGCACAUUCAGUCUACUUCUGCCAUGAACAGAAUCUGGACUUUAAGAGGUUGAUACUAAGUCAGAGGGCGGCCAUGCUCAACUUAUUACGAACAAAUUCAACAUUCCUUAAGUUAAAGAACAGGAUGACAAAUGAAAUAGGACAGCUGAUGGCAAGAAAAGAACAUUUUAAAGAAAGUUUGGUGUUUGACAUGCAGCAUUAUAAGGACCAGGCGUCUAACGGUGGCAUAACAUCUGAAAAAAUGUUCUCAAAAUGGCUCAGAAUGUCUGAAGAAAUCGAAAGAUUCUCAGAAUUGAAAGAGAGAGUGAACAUCCUGGAACAGCAGGCUACAGCCCUACAGACGAAGAUUGUCGAGCUGCAGCGCAGUCCAUUUGCUAGAAUAAAACAGAAUGAUGUCCUAUGUGAUUGUGAAGAGUCAGCCAAAAAAUUAUACCAAGAACUGAUGCAGACACCAAAGGAGAACCGCGGGAACUUGAUGGACCACACGAAGAUGGUGCAGCCUGUGGUCAAGUGUGUGCUGGUCAGGGACAAGUCCGUCGUGGAUCUCUACACCUACCUGGGUAAAGUGUCGCAGUGUCGCUAUGAGCUGCAGAAGAUCAUGCCGUCCCUGGAACAGUGCUGUGAGGAGAUUGCAGCGGCCAGCCGACAGCUGAUGACCAACCAGCAGAGCCGGCAGCAGGACAUCUGGAACAUGCUCAAAGUCGUGGUGAAUCAAGGCAAGCAGUCUGGUACUCUUGUGCGGUCCAACUCACGUACCAGCUCUUCUGGACCAUCAAGUCUGGCCAGCAUGUUUGGCACUGCAGCUCCGAUGUCCUUCCAGACGAGCGGGAACCAAGAAUCUCUGCGGGUCAUGGAGGAGUCCAAGGAGCGCUGCAAGAAGAUGGAGGAGAUGAUGCACAGUCUCCGGGAGGAACAGGAGGAGAAUAUGUCCCUCAUGGAAUCCUUCAACGAUGUCAUCGAUAUCGCUGAUCCCACCAGCUAGGACUGCCAACGCUCAUUCCAGCUUCACUCAAGGGACAUUGUGCAUUAGUGUGGUAUGGAGUGAGUGAUGUGGGAGGGACCUGUGUCCUUCCGGAAGCUGUGGAGGGAUGUGUGUCCCCCUGGAUGCUGUGGAGGGAUGUGUGUCCCCCUGGAUGUUUUGGAGGGAUGUGUGUCCCCCUGGAAGCUGUGGAGGGAUGUGUGUCCCCCACUAAGCUGUGGAGGGAUGUGUGUCCCCCUGGAAGCUGUGGAGGGAUGUGUAUCCCCCUGGAAGCUGUGGAGGGACGAUCAGGAUUUUGUCAUUCCAGAGAUAUGCCGAUGAUUUUUUUAUUAAAUUUUUUUUUUUUUCAUCUGGAAGCCAUAUUGUCCCUAACAUGCCUAUGUGGCUAGAGAUUACCAGGGCUUUGUUUGUUGUGUUAAUAAGAUCCUGGUUUUCAGGACGUCAUGCUUCAUCAACAACCAUCUUUAGCUGCUCCAUUGUUUUCACCUCAAUGGCAACAAGUGUUAGUGAGAAGUGGUGGACAGACACCAGGUGUCAUCGUCAGUGAUACGAACACCAUGUAUGGUGGCAAGUGGUGAAAUUAGAUCACACUUUUUAUGGCUGAUGUAAUUUAUCAAAUAAUAAUUAAUGGACUGUACAUAUCCAUCAUUUAAACUCGUGGCCGAAUCAUGUUUAUAAUAACCACGCAUCAUCACACAAAUAUGCAUAAAUGACGUUUGAAUGAGAAUGAACCAUGACUGUGAUUGUGUGUUAGUGAGUUAUUCCUCUGCCUUGUUCCUUGUUGUAGUGUCCUCACCAGUCUUUUGAGAUUCUGUGAAUGUGAAUUUAUUAUGUUAAUUGGUCUGUCUGUCAGAGGUUAGGAGUAUGAUCGGCAAUAAUGAGAGUCUGCUUUGUGUUCAGUCUCUGUGGUCCAGGGUAGAGUCUGCCCCCAGCUCCUCCUGCUGCAGACCGCCUCCGUGGUAUAGUGGUAGAGCAUCUGCUCGGAGAGCGGAAGGUCCGGGGUUUGAUCCCCGGCCGCAUCAUACCAAAAGACGUUAAAAGAUGGUACUUGUUGUUACCCUGUCUG
Molecule: messenger RNA, 3482 nt
Organism: Haliotis rufescens (red abalone)
Lineage: Eukaryota; Metazoa; Mollusca; Gastropoda; Lepetellida; Haliotidae
Product: inhibitor of nuclear factor kappa-B kinase subunit alpha-like
Exons: 21
Coding region: 179-2419 (746 amino acids)
Biological process (GO): peptidyl-serine phosphorylation; tumor necrosis factor-mediated signaling pathway; positive regulation of transcription by RNA polymerase II
Cellular component (GO): IkappaB kinase complex; cytoplasm
Molecular function (GO): ATP binding; IkappaB kinase activity
Source: RefSeq, a predicted model, not a curated record